GUAUGUUUAUCCAUCUUGCAGCUUGGCGGUUGGUGACGAGCCAAAAUCACAAGAUAUCACGGGUUUCGUCUCUGUCUCGAUCUCGGGAUGUCCCUUUUUCGUCCCCUCAACACUGCAACUUCAGAUGAACCUCUCUUUCCCGGCAUGAUGCCUGUCCCUCCAACGUCUUCCCACAGACACGACGCCACUCCAUCCCUCCACCAUGGGAUCCUUCAAUGAUAACAAGGCAAGAAGGCGUUAUUGGCGCACAUGCAUUCUCUUGAUCCUCUUGUUUGCUUCCCUCGCCAUACCUUCAACUCUCGUAUUGGAAGUCUUGGGAUGUUUGUCUCGCAAGGAAGCCACCACGGCACGGGCCCCCAACUGGACAAAACCACAACCGGGGAUAUCGCAAGGAAUGUACGGAACAGUGGAGAGAAAGCUUCCAAACACCUGAUCGUGGGGUCAACCUCAGGGCUCUGGAAUGGAAUCAUAAAGGCCCUGGAGGACGGCAUUGUGAGAAAUGGAUUCCUUCUCCAAAAGUCAACGGCCAGGAACAAGCUCCCGAGAGGCCGAGACUCUCUCCAACUCCACUGUCGAGCCCCGAAAAAGGUAUUGCCAAUCUUGCAACGGGCCACCAGCUGCCCCGAACCCCAUCAGGAGAUAAUAGAAAACGGCAGAUCUCGCCCACUUCUAGACAGACGAAAGAAGUGUCCAGACUCGUCAACCGCGUUCCUCAAUUACGGCGAAAUAUCGACAAGGUUGUCAUCGUCAGACGUUAGCGAAGUCGUUGAUCGCUAUCGGCAUCCCCGGCCUGGCCCCCCGGACGAUAAUACACCCAACUGCACAUCCGACGACGACGACGACGACGACGACGACACCGAGGCAUAGUGCAUCAAUCAAAUGAAGACGACAAGAUACAACCUUGCCUUUCCCCAUUGCCUCCCCCUAAUAUCCGCGCUCACUGUCAGGUGUCAGCGUACACUCAAUCACGACAAUGUAGUAGUCGCACAAACUAACGACCAGUUACGACCUGAUCUAGCGAACAUGACAGCA
Molecule: messenger RNA, 1032 nt
Organism: Neurospora tetraspora
Lineage: Eukaryota; Fungi; Ascomycota; Sordariomycetes; Sordariales; Sordariaceae
Exons: 1
Coding region: 250-867 (205 amino acids)
Source: RefSeq, a predicted model, not a curated record